GCGAGAUGAAGGCAUUGGCUCCAAGUUUUCGCUCGUAUUCAAAACCUUUCCAGAGCUCAUUCUUUUCGUCCUCGCCUCCACUUCGAACGCGCGAUCACGUGUCGUUCAGAACCCGAACCCAAGUGAGUUUUCGGGGGGGCCUGCUCGAGCAAGAGGCUAGAAUGCGGAGAUGGCGGAGAAAUGGUGGCGAAUUCGAGUCCUGAUGGUGAGGAUGUGAAGAAGAAGAAGAAGAAGAAGAAGAAGAAGCUCGCUGUUUUUGUUUCCGGUAGAGGGUCGAAUUUCCGGGCGAUCCACGAGGCGUGCGUCGCGGGAACGAUCAGCGGAGAAGUUGCCGCCGUCGUCACUGAGAAAAGUGGUUGUGCAGGUGCCGUCUUUGCUAGAGACAUGGACAUCCCGGUUCUUUUGUUCCCCAAAACCAAACAAGAUCCCGAUGCGCUAUCUGCAAGUGACCUAAUUGUUGCUCUUAGGAGGUAUGAGGUUGACUUCAUUCUCCUUGCUGGGUACCUCAAACUUAUUCCGAUCGAAUUGAUCAAGUCCUUCCCAAAAUCCAUCAUCAAUACUCAUCCCUCCCUUCUUCCGGCUUUUGGGGGAAAAGGUUAUUAUGGAAUGAAAGUGCAUGAUUCAGUCAUUGCUUCUGGGGCUAGAUAUUCUGGGCCAACUAUCCACUUCAUCGGUGAGCAUUACGACAGGGGAUGUAUUCUUGCUCAAAGAGUCAUCCCGGUGUUGGCUAACGACACUGCAGAGGAACUGGCCACAAGAGUUCUCCAAGUGGAGCAUCGUUUAUAUGUGGAAACAGUAGCUGCUUUAUGCGAAGAGCGGAUAGUUUGGAGGGAAGAUGGCAUCCCCCUCAUUCGGAGCAUAGAAAAUCCCGAGCUGUACAGCUGGCCGAGCUGUUUACAAGCUUUCUGCGCAGUUCGUCUCUCGAGUCUGAUAGACAUCCGCAUUUCGCGAAUGCUUGUCUAUGUAAAUGGGAGUAUUGCGAAGAAUACGUUUUGCCCAACUUUGUUAGUCCAUCUGGCUUUCAUGUUUCAUUCGUUUGCAGGUUGUAUCAUCUUGAAGAAUUGUUUGAAUAAUGAAUCACUAUUAGCUAACAGUUGAUCACUGCUCGAGGAU
Messenger RNA from Syzygium oleosum, 1113 nucleotides. Its product is annotated as phosphoribosylglycinamide formyltransferase, chloroplastic-like. Lineage: Eukaryota; Viridiplantae; Streptophyta; Magnoliopsida; Myrtales; Myrtaceae. The coding region runs from base 181 to 1098 and encodes 305 amino acids. The record is from RefSeq and is a predicted model, not a curated record. Gene Ontology annotation, cellular component: chloroplast; cytoplasm. Gene Ontology annotation, biological process: 'de novo' IMP biosynthetic process. Gene Ontology annotation, molecular function: phosphoribosylglycinamide formyltransferase activity. The transcript is spliced from 5 exons.